AUGGAGUCAGGUUCAGCAGUUCACGUUCAUCCUGUGGUGUUAGCAUCAAUUGUCGAUGCAUAUGAAAGACGCGCGGAAGGAUCAGAGAGAGUUAUAGGCACUCUCCUUGGGACGUGGGGAAAAGGGAUAAUCGAAGUUACUCAUUGCUACAGUGUUCUGCACCAAGAAUCUGCGGUCGAUGUGUCCAUGGACAUAGAGUUCAAAAACAAUAUGACAGUUCUUGAGCGCAAAGUGAAUCCUUCUCAUAAUAUAGUUGGGUGGUAUGCAACGGGGAAUGAAAUUCCAGAGACCCUCAAACUUAUCCAUCAAGAUGUUUACAUGCAGAAGUCGAAAAAUGCAAUCUUUUUAAUGGUUGACACAAAUAUGACUAUCGGGGACAAAAUGGCCAUAAAAGCUUACCUAUGUAGAAAGAUGGGUAUUCCUGGGGGAACACAGGGCUUUAUCUUUGUACCGGUCGAGGUAGAAGUCGAGUGUUACGGUGCAGAACGUUGUGCCGUUGAAAUGAUGGUUUCUUCUAUUGAUCCAAGGAGUAAAUUAGAACCUGAACUUGGAGAUGACAUGGUCUAUCUGUAUCAACUUUCACAACAUCUGCUAACUAUGUUGGAUCAGGUCAUUCGUUAUGUUGAAAAUGUUAUCGAUAACAAAUGUCCAGCUGACCCAAAAAUUGGGAGGUCCAUAGCACAGUUAAUUUUCUCAAUCCCCAAAUUAGACCCUGAUCAUUUGGAGCAACUGAUCAACUCGAGCUAUAAAGAUUUGCUGAUGAUCACUUAUCUCACUAAUCUUAUCCGGACGCAUCUAAAGAUUUUAAAUCUGGCCCAGUGA
Messenger RNA from Schistosoma rodhaini, 822 nucleotides. The record is from the annotation of a GenBank genome assembly. Lineage: Eukaryota; Metazoa; Platyhelminthes; Trematoda; Strigeidida; Schistosomatidae.